AUGUACAACGUCCCGACACCCACCGUCACCUCUGCAUUCAAAGUUGAUGUGACUCACAAGGUCGACUGCGACAGCAACUUACUGAGACCCAAAAUGAACCUCUUCUUCAAAUCAGAGUAUAAUGGGGACCAGGAAACCUCCAACAUGGUCAUCCUCAACAUUAAGAUGCUCUCUGGAUUCAAACCAGAUUCUCGGUCUCUGAAAGAGCUGGAGGGCGCAUUGCUGGUCGAAAGGAUUGAAAAUGACCAAAAGGACAAUGACCAUUAUUUGGUCUACCUGAAAGAGCUACCGAAAGGCAUCCCCAUCAAUCAUCAAUUAGUGGUGGUACAGGAACGCGAAGUGAGUAACCUGAAGCCCGCCGUGGUGGUACUCUACGACUACUACCAGCCCAGCGACAGUGAUGAGACAGAGUACAGUUACCCCUGUGCUUGA
Knipowitschia caucasica is the source of this 432-nucleotide messenger RNA. The record is from the annotation of a GenBank genome assembly. Lineage: Eukaryota; Metazoa; Chordata; Actinopteri; Gobiiformes; Gobiidae.